AAAAGUUGAAUGUCCUUGAAUAGAAAACAAAUCUUUGAUCUUUAUCCCAAGAAUAGAAGCUGCGAAAUCCCAUUCCACAAGGAAAUCUCCCAAGGUGUCUUUAAGAACCUGAAGCCAAAGGAGAAAGCAAAGGAGGAGGAAGGCCAUAAGACAUGGUAGAUCCUGUCGAGUUCUUGGUAUCAUCCAUUUGCCUUCUUGUGCAGAUAUUCUACGUGGUUAGAAAGGCAAUCUCCAUGGGUCUUUGCACCACUUCUCCUACACAUGCUUCUCCUCCUCCUCCUCCUCCUCCUCUCUCGUGGAAGAGCCUCAUAGAGCCGCAUGUUCUCGCGAACAAGCGGGCGAAGGAGGCUUCAGAUCGUUGGGUGCACCCCCCCGUGGAGGAAAUGGUUUCAGGAUCAAAGAGCUUAGUCUGUGUGCCAAAAGGAUGCCCGCAGGAGAAUUUAGCGUUGGAGAAGAUGGACCAGGAUAUGAAGGCUGGAAGUUUCAACGGAGAGAAGGUUUCACCUUCUAUAUUGAUUCAUGAAGGCCGAAAGCAAGAGAAAUUUGAGGGUAGAGAAUAUGGCCAAUCUAUGACGGAGAUUUCAGAGUUGGAUUAUUCCUUGUCGACAAGCAAGGUGCAUGAUCAGGAGAAGGCACCACGUAGGACGAGAAAGAGACCGGCGAAGUUGGUGAUACCGGAAGCUUGUGUGAGCUCGGAGUUUGCUGAGGCGUGCAAGGAAAAGGAUACGGCUGAGAAAGAAUUGGAGGUUGAGGGAAGUGAAUUUUGUUUGGUGAGUAGAAAAGGGCAGAGACGUGUCAUGGAAGAUGGCUAUGGGGUUAUAACCAACAUUCAUGGAGACUCAAAACAGGCAUUUUUUGGAGUGUUUGAUGGGCAUGGGGGGCGCGCAGCUGUGGACUUCGUCUCCGAGAAAUUGGGAAAGAAUAUCAUAAGGGCAGUUGCUGAACUAGACAAGGAAGAAAACCAACUAGAACUAGCAAUUAGAUCAGGCUAUUUGGCCACGGACAAGGAAUUUCUUUGUAAGGGUGUGAGCAGUGGAGCAUGUGCAGCUACUGCAUUCAUUAAGGAUGGAGAGUUGCAUGUAGCCAAUGUUGGUGACUGCAGAGUGGUUAUGUGUAAACAAGGAGUAGCAAAUGCCCUCACAAGGGACCAUCGUGCUGGAAGAGAAGACGAGCGCAUUCGAAUCGAGAGCUCGGGGGGAUAUGUGAGUUGUAGCAAUGGAAUAUGGAGAGUUAUGGACUCGCUUGCUGUCUCUAGAGCAAUUGGAGAUGUAAAUAUGAAGGAGUGGAUCAUCUCUGAGCCCGAGACCAAUAAGCUCAGAAUAACUCCAGAUUGCGAGUUUCUAAUAAUGGCCUCUGAUGGCUUGUGGGAUAAGGUAACUGAUCAAGAGGCAGUGGAUGUCGUUAUGAGACAUAAGAACUCCUUGAAGUCUUGUAAAGAUCUUGUGGACAUGUCCUGCAGUAGGGGCAACAGGGAUGAUGUUACGAUCAUGGUGGUGGACCUUCAAAGAUUUGUACAGUUAGGUGGUUAGAGAACUUAUAAUACAUUAGAAAAUCUCAUUUGUCCGCAAAAAGGAAGAAAAAAAGGCUUCAGAAUAGCUUCUGCCAUUGGAGCAAGAGAAGGAGCAAAUGGUCAAAGGAGACACCCUAGUGGAAGCAUUUCAUCUUUGUAUAUUCUGAAAGCAGAAAAUGUUAUGGUGCGCAGUCCCUACGUACGGAAGAACUCAAACUUUGAAAAGUAGAACUAGUGAACCAGAUAUUAGAUUAAAAUUUUGGGAUAGUGAGAUGAUUAUUACAAUAGCUAGCGAAAUGAUUCUGGAGCUUAGGUCGUUGGAAGAGUGGGAGGGACUAAUCCUUGUAAAAUUAUAUUAAUAAAAACUUUUUUGAUAGUAAAUUAUUCA
Molecule: messenger RNA, 1898 nt
Organism: Elaeis guineensis (African oil palm)
Lineage: Eukaryota; Viridiplantae; Streptophyta; Magnoliopsida; Arecales; Arecaceae
Product: probable protein phosphatase 2C 74
Biological process (GO): protein dephosphorylation
Molecular function (GO): protein serine/threonine phosphatase activity; cation binding
Source: RefSeq, a predicted model, not a curated record